Molecule: messenger RNA, 2300 nt
Organism: Hemibagrus wyckioides
Lineage: Eukaryota; Metazoa; Chordata; Actinopteri; Siluriformes; Bagridae
Gene: gjb7
Product: gap junction protein beta 7
Exons: 2
Coding region: 1358-2155 (265 amino acids)
Biological process (GO): cell communication
Cellular component (GO): connexin complex
Source: RefSeq, a predicted model, not a curated record
CAGGAACAAUGAAUGUCUAUUUGUAUUUUACCAAUAAAUAGAAUGUAAAAGCAAUACGGCAGAAUAAAAUAAAAAUGAUUUAAAAGGAAAAAACAAGAGACACAUUCAACAAGAGAAAGUGAUCAGAUCGAGGGGAAUGUGAAACACUUUAUUCGAGUAUGAAAAGAAAAUAAAUAUACAAAAAUAUUCUGCUAAUAAAAUACAUAAACAGGAAUCUCCUUGACUCUAGGGGAACUAGAAAGCUGAAGUAGUAUGGAUGACACUUCCUGUUUUGUCCUGUUUGAUGAAAAUCCUCCUACUAAAACAACACGAGACGCACAGCAUCAUUACACAGAACUGUAAUGAAGGGUCAGUGCCGCCGUCUUGUGGGGCUUCACAGGUGGUCGUGUUGUUGUUGAUCUUUUGGCUGCUCCCUAUGUGUGUGCAGACCAACCGAGCCGCACGACAACCUCCGGGCUUGGGAAAGGCACUGCAUCCAGUGGCUGGGGUUUGGGCACUGGCUGGGAAUUGAACCUGGACUUCCCACUGAGCCACCAGCGCCCUUUGGACAGGUGGUGUACACUCUGGGAAAUAAAACUAAACUAGUGAGGUGUGGGGUUAAAGGCCAGGACAGGAAAAAAUUUUACAAAAUAGGAAGCUGAAUAAUGCAAAUCAUUUACUGGAACACUGAAGCACCAAUCCUCACACACACACAAACAUACUAACACACACUGUGGACAUGAACCAGGAUGUACACUUACAAAACCUCCCAGUUUAAGAGUGUAAACAUUACUCGUUGCUCAGAAACACAGUUUUAACUCACAAACAUGAGUUUUAAUACCCAGCUAAACCCCCUGAGGUGUGUUAGAGACACUCCUUGUGUUUCUGCAUCAAUAAAACAUCACUCUGUGACUGUGUGAUUAAUUAUAAAUAUCCGUCCUGUCGGUGUGGGAUACACGCAGCACAUCCUGAUCUCUCUCUCCUGCCUUCAUUAGCUUCUCCAAACACUGCGUUUACACACGACACACUCGGUAAACACACCUGCCUUCCUGAGUCACUGCAGCUGCUCAUCAGAGAGAAAGUCUCUGCAUCAUCAUCAUCAUCCUGCUUUAAUUUAAACAUCACACAUCAUAAAGCCUCAAAGUGUUCAAGAUCUACAUCUACACUACGGCGUGCUGCUUCUUUAAAAACCCGUCGCCAUGGAAACAAAGACCCAGUGUCAGUGUGUUUACAGUAAAGCGCACAGGUAAGCCACGCCCACAGCAAGCCAGCAGGUGAGAGACUGAUCCGUCAGGUAGAUUUGCCUUUCAAAUCCUUCAUGCGAUACAGCGAGUGAUUCCACCGAAAAAAAAACCUCUGCACAGGUUCCCCUGCAGUCAUGAACUGGGCUUUUCUGGAGAGCGUUCUGAGCGGCGUGAAUAAAUACUCCACUGCCAUUGGUCGGAUUUGGCUCUCGGUGCUCUUCAUCUUCCGCAUCCUGGUGUUCGUGGCCGCUGCUGAAAACGUCUGGAAAGACGAGUCGAAGGAUUUUGUGUGCAACACCCAGCAGCCGGGCUGUGAGAACGUCUGCUUCGACCGCUUCUUCCCCGUUUCUCAGGCCCGUCUGUGGGCCCUGCAGCUCAUCAUGGUGUCCACGCCGUCCCUGCUGGUGGCCUUGCACGUGGCCUACCGCGAGCACCGGGAGAAAAAACACGGGCGCAAACUUUACGAGGACAGAGGCAGGAUCGACGGCGGCCUGCUCUUCACCUACCUCUUCAGCCUGGUCCUGAAGACGACCUUCGAGGUGGGCACGUUGCUCAUCUUCUACUUUGUGUAUAACGGAUUUGCGGUGCCACGGAUGUACCGGUGCGAGGAGAUUCCCUGUCCCAACACGGUGGACUGCUACAUCUCCAAAGCCACGGAGAAGAAGAUCUUCCUCUACAUCAUGGGCUGCACGUCUGUCCUGUGUGUGGUCCUGAACCUGACCGAGAUGAUCUACAUCCUGUCCAAGCAGUGCUGGAAGUGUUUCAGUAAGAGGUACGUCCCCGUGGAACAGAAGAGGAUGUGUAGGUGUCACGCCCACUCCACGUCUGCGCUCAUUCUUGGCUCGGCCGGACUUAAAGCCACGACGUUUACUAGCAAAGAGAACGAGGUUCGGUUUCAGCCAUCGCAGGCUGUGAAGGAAACUCCGACAUGAUUGACAUGGGACUUCCUGUUCUCUUCUGUCAUUCAGAGAACUGUGCUGUUCUCCAUUUUAUUUAGGCACUUUAUAAAGACCACAGGCAGUAGAGACACCAACCUGAUGAGUGCAGAUGUGAUUGUCCUGUUAAAGAUAAUUUUUA